Silurus meridionalis is the source of this 1764-nucleotide messenger RNA. It is a transcript of the gene ssuh2.1, whose product is annotated as ssu-2 homolog, tandem duplicate 1. The record is from RefSeq and is a predicted model, not a curated record. NCBI's taxonomy places the organism in Eukaryota, Metazoa, Chordata, Actinopteri, Siluriformes, Siluridae.
AUAUACACAGUUUCGUGAGGAUAUCUCAUUCCGUUCAGGGGUUAUUGCCAUUUUGUCAAAGUAGCCACCCGGAAAUUCUUCAUCACGGCAAACGAAGUGAACGCUAAGGAGUAAGAGAGGGACAUCACCAGGUGGGCGUGGUUUUAUCGAACGUUAUCGAGCACGCAGACAAGUUGAAUCUCAGAUCAAAUAUAUUCGAGCCGCCAGAUUCCAGACAUCCAGUAGAUGUUAGACCGGCACUUUGAUCUUUACUGAUUAUGGAUGAAAAGGAGCAGAAUGUCGGAGCCUUUGAUUUAAACAUUCCCGAGGAGGGUCCUACAGUGCCACCUGCAGGCUGGUUGGAUCGUGUGACGGGCUAUGAAGGCCAUAAAGGUGGAGACUGCACAGAUCAGAUUUACCCUCCUCCACCUGACUUCAUUCCUGAGCCUGAGAAUGACAAGAAAGCCUCCAUCCCUAAUGUGAUGGUGCCUCAGGUGUCUGAAGAUGUGGCCAGGGAAGCGUUGCUCAAGUUUGUUGGAAAAAAAUGGACAUAUAGCAGCAAACCUGCCCAGAACCUGGUCUUCAAGGAUUUGAAGCCUUUUACAGUGUAUCGUUAUCGCUUGGAAACAUUUACAGAGUCCAGAUCAAGUGCCUGGGAGCAUGAGAUAUAUACUGGUCAGUAUGUGGACGGACCACAGUAUGGCAGCAUUCCUCCUCCAUGGCAGGUAGAAGUGCAGUAUCCCUCCAAAUUCACUGACACGAUCCAGAAAGUGCGUGUGCCUCACACUUCAUCUGUAAAGGCUUGUCAUCAGUGCCAGGGGAAAGGACGUGUGCGCUGUACACACUGCCAUAGCAGAGGAUGGACCAGCUGUAUGUCCUGUCAUGGUGCUGUUCACGGCCGGAACAGAAGAUGUGUAGGCUGCCAUGGAAGAGGAAGAAAAAUAUGUACAUGGUGCCAUGGUAGUGGUCAUAAAACAUGCCGUAAAUGUAAUGGCCGUAAAAAGCUUUUGCAUUUCAUUCAGCUCACUGUCACAUGGAAGAACCAAGUGUAUGAGUUCAUACCCGACCGGCUGCCUGAGUUCCCCCUGAAGAAGUUUGAGAGAGUGUCCGGGGAAGCAUUCUUUAUAGACGAAAGUCUCCUGGUUUAUCCAAUUGUAGGCUUCCCUGACAAAGAGAUUUGCAAUGCCUCUGAAGAAGCUAUUCAUGAGCACCUGAAUAAAUACUUUAUUAGUCGCAUCGUGCAACAGCGACAGUCGGUAGAGCUGGUGCCUCUCACUCAAGCAUUCUACUCCUACAAUGGCAAAGUCUAUGACUAUUUUGUUUAUGGGACUGAAAAGAAGGUUUACACCACAAAAUAUCCGACUUCCUGCACUCUCCUGUAGCAUCAUGCCUUAUGACUUUUAUCAGUGACAAAUGUGAAAGAAUUGUUGGUAAUUAUUUUCUGGCUGCAUUACAGAUUAUAAUAUAAUGCUUUUAAGGCUUCUUUGUUAUACAUAAUGUAUUAUCCUUUACAUAAUGAUAAUAUUAUGUGCAAGUAAACAGAUUAUUAAUACGGUAUGAAUGAAGGUUUAAACAUUUCUGGUUGUAUAAUGUAGGUAUAUAUUACACUACGCUUGUGUUGAGAAUCUUUAUUAAUACAAUAAACCUGCAAUUGAGACUUAUUAAAUUAAUCACUUUAUAUAAAGAGUAUACUUUUUAAAACUGUUUGGAAUUUUUAUUGAUAUGUAAAUACUUAUUCCCAUUUGCAUCAUGACUUUGAAUUGUAAUAAAUGCCACAUUGUAUAA